GUCCAUUCAUUACGUCAACAUUAGACAAGAACAUGGCUGCCACAGAACCUGUACCACGAGUGCUAAAGGUACUUGUGAUUCAUGGAUAUCGGCAAAGUGCUAAAUCGUCCAGAGAAAAAACUGGAUCGUUUCGCAAAGGAUUAAAAAAGUAUUUAGAUCUAGUAUACUUUACUGCUCCUAACAAAUUACCUGCAGUAUCAGUGACAGAUGAAAACAGUAGGGAGGAAUAUGGAUGGUGGUUUUCAAAGCGACAGAAUUCAUUAUCCUUUAAUGCUCACGAACAAAGUGAGAUUGAUCCUGGGCACGAAGCUUCUGUUGAGUUAAUAAAAAAGACUUUCAUUGAACAGGGUCCAUUUGAUGGUCUUUUGGGAUUCAGCCAAGGUGCAACAAUGGCAGCACAUAUUUGCGCAUUACGUGAACAAGAAGAGACACCGUUCCAGUUUAAAUUUGCGAUAUUAUGCGCGGGAUUUAAAUCGCGUUCUACGGCGCAUCAAAAAUAUUACAACCGUCCGAUCACGUGUCCUGUGCUACAUGUGUAUGGUGAUACAGACCAAGUGAUACCUAAAGAAAUGAGCUUGGAAUUGGAAGAACUUUUUACGGAUUCUACUGUUUUGAAUCAUCCCGGAGCCAGGACUUUUGUUUUUUAGGCCACUACCUUCCUGCUACUGCAACUGAAAGAAAAGUGUACCAGCAAUUCCUUGAUCGAUUUAGAACCUAAUAUUACUAUUGCAUUAUUUCGCCUGUGUUUAACAGAGAAAAAGUUUGCUACACAAUCUUUGACAUCAGAACAGAAGACCAGGGACCAGCAAAUUAAAGGAGUAUGAAACGAAAGCUUAGCAAUACAACAAACAUUUGUAUAUGAUUCAUGCAGUGAUGUUACUAGAAAGUUAAAAAAGUCAGAUGGACAGAAGUCUCGGAAUGGUUUUGUAGGAAACUAGACGCUAGUUCCCAAAUGUUGCCCCAUGAGUAGUUUAUAUGCACGCGGGAUAUAUUUUUGUCAGCGUAAAACAGGAAAUAGCAUACCUAUAA
Messenger RNA from Hydractinia symbiolongicarpus, 1029 nucleotides. RefSeq names its product esterase OVCA2-like. The transcript has 10 exons. The coding region runs from base 33 to 647 and encodes 204 amino acids. Gene Ontology annotation, cellular component: cytoplasm; nucleus. Lineage: Eukaryota; Metazoa; Cnidaria; Hydrozoa; Anthoathecata; Hydractiniidae. Gene Ontology annotation, biological process: response to retinoic acid. The record is from RefSeq and is a predicted model, not a curated record.